AUGGCUCUGGAAUACGCUCAUUAUCAACCGGCCACCCCACCAGGGGCAUCAUUUCAGAUGCAGACUGGCUCUGUGCAAAGCCGGAAUGCCUCUAUCUCCCCCAUCUUCACCAAUGACUCCUCACCCUGGUCGACUAUGACGGGCAACACAAGUCCAACCACGUCCCCGGCCCGGUAUCAUCAUGGACCGGCUCUUCUGCCCAAGAUCCGGCCCCAAGAUGUGGUAAUCGAGCCCACCUCGACAAGCGGACCAAUGCAACAGCGUCGAGUCUUGUCAAAUACACGAAACCCACCCGGCUUUGUUCCGUAUACCAGCAGACCUCCCGUUCAACGGAGAAACGGGAUGAAUCCCGCACGUCGACUGGCCUUGGCCAUUCCAAAUUCUUCCACGGUCUCUCCUGGCCCCCAGAGCGUGUCUGCCAUCCCUACCAGCCAUUCGACCCUUUCACCCAUCGUCCUCACAGGCAGCGGCAGUGUUUCCGCCAUCUCGUCCCCAGUCGCCAUUAUCCCUCAAAAGCGAAGGGGGGCGAGGGGUCAUUCUCGCUCUGUAUCAACCUCGAACAUUGAUGAGGCGACGCUGAGCCGGUAUGGCUAUCCAACUUACCGACAGCUCCCCAACUUCAUGCCCUAUAUGCAGCCGCAGACAGUGCCAAAUACGCCCUGUACACCGGUGACUCCAGCCACACCCAAUGUUGUGGUUCACCCAUCUUAUCCCCAGCAACAGCCACAGACGCCCGAUGUCCUGCAGUCUGCACCAAUGUCUGCUUUGCCCUCUCCGCACCCAUUAGUGGUGCCCAAUAUUCAGUAUAACUAUGAUCAAUCCGCCGUGACUCAUCAAAUUUCCGACGGUUCACUCAGUCCUGUGGAGGACUCAUCUCCACCUUCAACCAAUUUAAUCACCUACCUCACUUCCCCCACACAGGCAAUCAAUCUAGUCCGCAAUGUCAGCGUGGUCCCGACUCGCGGCAUGCACGACUAUUUUUGGUGGGACAUUCGCAAUCUCCGUUGCUGGACCACGUUCUCCAUGUCCACCUUUGAUUCCAUCCGUGGUCUGACCCAACUCCUGAAGACCGAGAUCGCAGCAUCGCUCGCCCCUCCAGUUGCCGUAAAUCCAGGACGCUUAGCCCCAGAAUCUGAACCCGCCCUCGUUAACCUCAUCCGUGAUCUGUAUGCACCACGCGUAAAUGCCGCCUUGGCCGUAUCCCAGGGUGCCGAACAUCUCCAACUCUAUGCCGCGCCGGACAUGCGGAAUACCGGUCAUAAGAACCACGGCCACCCACAUUUUCUAGCCAACUAUGCGACUGACCGGGAGCGUACUGGCUCUGGGCUUCCUCGUGGCCGACUCGUCGGCAUUGUCAAGAGUUUCGACCGCUGGAACUCCGGCAUGCGCAAUGAAGGGCCGCACCGCCGUGUCGAGUAUCUGAAUGGACUCGCCCAUCUGCAGCGCUGCAUGCGCGAGCACUCCUGUCGCUAUGGGUUCAUAAUCACCGAGAUCGAGCUCGUCUGCGUCCGCGCCGGCUGCGAUCCCGGCGACGAUGUGCCCUAUUUUGGCUUCCUCGAAGUCGCCGCACCCAUUCCUCUCAAAACCGCCGGUGGAGAAACCCACGAUCCAGUCCCCCCUGCAACCCCCAUCAGCAAUCGCUCAUUCUCUUCCUCUUCCCACAAUUCUCUCUCUCACUCCCUUCCAGACAUCUCAGACACAGCUGACGACGUCAUGGACCAGGGCUUCGCCCCCAUGACUGCCAGUCUAGCGCUGUACUUCCUGCUCAUGCUCUCUAAAUCGGUCCCGCUUCCAUCUCAACCAUCUGCUCACCUCAAUGUCGGUGGACCAGGAGCUCUAACACGGCAGCGAGUCCUGCCCGAGCCCAAGGACAAGUGGAUUCCGGAGCCCCAGAUUGGGGAGAAGCGGGAUGCCAAGCGCGUCCGUGGAUGGAUUAUGCCUCAUGAUGCCUGGCACCGUCGAGAAGGGGGCGGUGCACCUCGUCGAAGUGCCGAGGGUGUGAAGAUGACGAAGAAGUGGCAUAAAUAG
This is a messenger RNA of Penicillium macrosclerotiorum, 2028 nucleotides long. RefSeq lists its product as uncharacterized. The transcript has a single exon. The coding region runs from base 1 to 2028 and encodes 675 amino acids. The record is from RefSeq and is a predicted model, not a curated record. Lineage: Eukaryota; Fungi; Ascomycota; Eurotiomycetes; Eurotiales; Aspergillaceae.